AUGACCAUAUUACUAACCCUCCUUCUAUUAUUCGCAUCUCCAGCCGUUCAUGGAGAAGUCUAUGAAUGGCCAGCGCCAUCGGAUGCCAUUGAGAGGAAGUUCGAAAAAGCAGCAUUGACAUCUGAUAAUGCGGCUUGUUCGAAAAUUGGAGGAGAAAUCCUUCGCAAAGGUGGAAACUCUAUCGAUGCUUCCAUCGCUUCAAUGUUCUGUCUAGGAGUGGUCAAUCCACAAAGUUCGGGUAUUGGCGGAGGAUUUCUUAUGACCUACUACGAAGAGAAGUCUGGGAAUUGUUAUUCUAUCGAUGCUCGUGAGACUGCUCCAGCUGCUGCUCAUAGAGACAUGUUUUUGAAUGAUAGUGAUGGGUCGAAGUACGGUUUCAAGGCGGCGGGCACACCUGGAGAGAUCGCAGGAUACUGGCAUGUGUUCAAGAAGUUUGGAAGUGGAAAAGUGACGUGGAAGGAGUUGGUGCAGCCAUCAGUGAAACUCGCCAGGGAUGGACAUCCAGUGUCGCCAUACUUGGCUACUGUAAUGAAAGUCAAGGAAAGGCAUUUUAGGCUGUUCCCUAGUGUUAAACACUGGAUCAACCCUGAAACCAAUGCCACUUACGCAUCUGGAGACAUCCUGAAGCGCCCAAAACUUGCAAAGACUCUCGAAAGACUCGGAAACUCUCCAAACCCGGUUCAGCUUUUCUAUCACGGUGAAAUGGCUAAAAUCAUGGCCAAAGAGUUCCAAGAGGGCGGUGGUUUGAUUACAGAGAAGGAUUUGGCGAAUUAUAAAGUCAGAGAAUAUGUGAAUUCCAAUUCGAAUGACCACUUUAGAGGGACCUUGACAAUGUGUGGAGGUCCACCACCUAGCUCCUUCGGAGUUACACAGCUGAUCAUUUCAGUGAUGAGCAAACUCUUCCCCGAAGGCCACCACGACGACAUCUAUCAAGACCCUAAAGUGCUUCACAAGUACAUUGAAGCCAUGAAAUUCUCCUACGCUCAACGCACUCUUCUCGGAGACCAUGACUUUGUCAAAGGGGCUCUGGAACUUUCCAAAAACUUAACUACCCCAGAAUACACUCAAUGGGUGAUUGAUAGAAUGGAGGAGAAGGCGCAACCAUCAAAGAACUAUGGAGGCAUCGCACAGUACGUUCCACCGGACCAUGGUACCAGCCACGUGUCCGCUAUGGAUCAAUAUGGGAAUGGAGUCUCGGUGACAACAACUAUUAAUAGAUGGUUCGGUGCCGCAGUCGAGUCCACCGAGUUCGGAAUUCUAUGGAACGACGAGAUGGAUGACUUCAGUACCCCAGGAAUGGAGAAUGGAUUUGGCUUCGCUCCAUCUGAAACCAACUUCAUCGAACCAGGAAAGCGACCGAUGAGCAGUAUGUCUCCAAUGGUGAUUUUCGAUCAUGUCACCAAAAAAGUUAGGAUGGUUAUCGGAGGAUCCGGUGGAUCGAAGAUUAUUUCGGCGCUGGCUAAGUCCGUGGUUCGCUCUCUAAUCUUCCAUGACUCCAUCAAAAAGGCAAUCGACGCCCCAAUGAUCCACAACCAGUUCACCCCGGACAUCACCCAACUCGACGACGAGUUUCCUCAAAAUAUGAAGUCGAUACUAGAAACUGAAUACCUUCAAAAGUUCCGAAACACCACCGGAUUCGAGGGAAUCAUUCAAGGUGUCAAUGUUCUGGAGGAUGGGAUUUAUGCUUGUGGAGAUUAUAGGAGGAAGACUGAUCAGGAGCCAGCUGGAUUUUAA
Molecule: messenger RNA, 1734 nt
Organism: Caenorhabditis briggsae
Lineage: Eukaryota; Metazoa; Nematoda; Chromadorea; Rhabditida; Rhabditidae
Exons: 7
Coding region: 1-1734 (577 amino acids)
Biological process (GO): glutathione catabolic process
Cellular component (GO): plasma membrane
Molecular function (GO): glutathione gamma-glutamate hydrolase
Source: RefSeq, a predicted model, not a curated record